CACUCACGACCAGCACAAGAAAAAUAGACACCAUGGCCCCCAUCGCUACCCCCGCCAACGCCUCGACUGGCCCCUCCAAGGCCAAGUACACGACCCAGGAGAUUAUGAACCUCGAGUCCGAGUACUCUGCCCACAACUACCACCCGCUCCCUGUCGUCUUCGAGCGUGGAGAGGGCGCCCACGUCUGGGACCCCGAGGGAAACGAGUACCUCGACUUCCUUGCCGCCUACUCCGCCGUUAACCAGGGCCACUGCCACCCCGAGAUCCUCAAGACGCUCGUCACCCAGGCGUCCAAGCUCACGCUCUCGUCGCGCGCCUUCUACUCGACCGGCCUCGGCCCCUUCGCCGAGAAGGUGACCAAGAUGUUCGGCUACGAGAUGGUUCUGCCGAUGAACACUGGUGCCGAGGCCGUCGAGACGGCCAUCAAGCUCGCCCGCAAGUGGGGCUACGAGAAGAAGGGCAUCCCAGAGGGCAAGGCCAAGGUGCUCUCUGUCGACGGCAACUUCCACGGCCGCACGAUCGGCAUCAUCUCCAUGUCGACCGACCCCGAGUCGCGUAACGGCUUCGGUCCCUUCCUUGACAACGUCGGCCCCGUCGUCGACUCCAAGGUCAUCCGCUACAACCACCCCGAGGACCUCGAGGCCGCGCUCGCCAAGUACGGCGACGAGGUCGCCGCCUUCCUCGUCGAGCCCAUCCAGGGUGAGGCCGGUAUCUACGUCCCCGACGACGGCUACCUCGCCAAGAUUGCCGAGAUCUGCAAGAAGCACAACGUGCUCUUCAUCUGCGACGAGAUCCAGACUGGUCUCUGCCGCACCGGCAAGAUGCUCUGCCACGAGUGGGACGGCGUCCGCCCCGACAUGGUCAUCCUCGGCAAGGCGCUCUCGGGCGGCAUGUACCCCGUGUCGUGUGUGCUCGCCGACAAGGAGAUCAUGCUCACUAUCAAGCCUGGAGAGCACGGCUCGACGUACGGCGGCAACCCCCUCGGCUGUGCCGUCGCCAUCACUGCUCUUGAUGUUCUUGUCAACGAGAAGCUCGCCGAGCGCUCCCAGCGCCUGGGCGAGAUCUUCCGCCAGGGCGUCAAGGACCUCAACUCGCCCUUCGUCACGACGAUCCGCGGUCGCGGUCUCUUCAACGGUGUUGUGAUUGACGAGACCAAGUCGACCAAGGGCCGCACCGCGUGGCAGCUCUGCCUGCUCAUGAAGAGCAAGGGCCUCCUCGCCAAGCCCACCCACGUUAACAUUAUCCGCUUCGCCCCUCCCCUCGUCAUCUCGGAGGAGGACGUCCGCAAGGCCGUCAAGAUCAUUGGCGAGUCGCUCGCCGAGCUCGACACGCUCGAGGUCAUCCCCGGCGACGGCGAGCACCACUAAGCGCGUACGCGUAGACAGCGAGCGCGUGUAGAGGGCGAGCUGGCUAGCCGCCGCAGCCCAUGUACUAGUACGGGACAGGACUUCACUGUAGUAGUACCCCAUAGCAUGUUAUUAUGAACCAGUUAUUUGGAG
This is a messenger RNA of Vanrija pseudolonga, 1499 nucleotides long. It is a transcript of the gene otaA, whose product is annotated as Ornithine aminotransferase. Lineage: Eukaryota; Fungi; Basidiomycota; Tremellomycetes; Trichosporonales; Trichosporonaceae. The record is from RefSeq and is a predicted model, not a curated record. Gene Ontology annotation, molecular function: L-ornithine transaminase activity; identical protein binding; pyridoxal phosphate binding. Gene Ontology annotation, cellular component: cytoplasm. The transcript has 4 exons. Bases 33 to 1367 code for a protein of 444 amino acids.